This is a messenger RNA of Phyllopteryx taeniolatus (common seadragon), 3294 nucleotides long. Its product is annotated as neuropeptide FF receptor 2. Gene Ontology annotation, molecular function: opioid receptor binding; neuropeptide receptor activity; peptide binding. Gene Ontology annotation, cellular component: membrane. The transcript is spliced from 3 exons. Gene Ontology annotation, biological process: regulation of MAPK cascade; G protein-coupled receptor signaling pathway; regulation of adenylate cyclase activity. The record is from RefSeq and is a predicted model, not a curated record. Bases 695 to 2008 code for a protein of 437 amino acids. Lineage: Eukaryota; Metazoa; Chordata; Actinopteri; Syngnathiformes; Syngnathidae.
AAAAAAGAAGCCACCUUCAGUUUGUUGGUGUUCCAUAUUGACUGAAAAUAAACUUUAGGUUUAUUGAAGACUAAAAAACGUACGCUUUGGUUGUUCGUUAUGUUGACAAAAAAGGCAGCUAAGGUUGGUCGAAGAUUAAAUUAUGUUCAAUGUUCCCAAACAUUACUUUAGGUUUAUUGAAGGCUAAAUGGUCUUUAUUUGCAAAAACCUACAUUGGCUUCAUUAAAGACUAAAAUAUCUUUGUUUACAAAAAAACUGAAACCCAAUUUUAGGGACUGCUGAGACAUACAUUUUGGACUAACCACAAACAACCAAAACAUUUUCAGGGGGGCUCCAGCCCCCCUUGAAAAUAAACCUAGCAACGCCACUGCUGUGGACUAAAAUGUCUUUGUUUGCAAAAAAAAACCACAAAAAAAACAUACGGUUCGGUGACAAUUCCAAAUUGUCGUCAGUAAUUUUAGGACAAAAAUGAUAAAGCAGCAAAUAUUGCAGGACGAAAGAGCAACGUUUCGCCUACCCGUGGUGUAUACAGUACAUACGAUAAUACGUACUAGUUCAUAUUUGCAUAUGUCCUACCUAACCUGCCUCUCUCUCUCUCUCGCUCUCUCACUCAUUCACUCACACAGACACACGCGCGCGCACACACACACACUUUGUGUGAUGCUCUACCUUGCCAGCCUUUGAGUGUGAGGGGAUGCGGAAAGUGACUGACAGGCAACAAAAGAGCAUGAAGCGGAACCUGAGCGUCAGCAGGAACUCAUCGUGGGGCCGCCAGGACAACGUCACCUACGUGGACUUCUACCUCCACCGGCCGUCGGUGGCGGCGGCGCUCGCCGCGUCCUACCUGCUCAUCUUCCUGCUGUGCAUGCUGGGUAACGGCGUGGUUUGCUUGACGGUGCUGCGGCGCAGGAGCACGCGAACCGUCACCAACCUGUUCAUCCUCAACCUGGCCGUCAGCGACUUGCUGGUGGGCAUCUUCUGCAUGCCCACCACCCUGGUGGACAACAUCAUCACAGGUACGGCAGGCCGACGUCCAUCUUUGCUUCCGUUUCCCUUUGAUUUUAUUUUGUUAUUUUUCCCCACAGGAUGGCCUUUUGGGAACAUCGUGUGCAAACUAAGCGGGACGGUCCAGGGAAUCUCCGUGUCGGCGUCCGUCUUCACGCUGGUGGCCAUCGCUGUUGACCGGUUUCGCUGCAUCGUGUACCCUUUCAAGCAGAAGCUGACCAUCGGCACGUCCAAGCUCAUCAUCGUCGUCAUCUGGGCGCUGGCGGCGUCCAUCUCGUGCCCGUCGGGCGUCACGCUGCACGCGGCCCGGGAGCCCGGCGUCCGCAUCGUCCUCCGGCGCCGCGACGACAGCCGCCCCUUGUACUGGUGCCGGGAGAACUGGCCCAGUCCGGACAUGCGCAAAGUCUACACCACCGUGCUCUUCGUCAACAUCUACCUCGCCCCGCUCACCCUCAUCGUGGUCAUGUACGCCCGCAUCGGCCUGGCGCUGUUCAGAAGCGCCCGGCCGGUGCGGGCGUCUCCGAGGGGUGGCGGGACGGGACCCGGUACGGAGGCCCGGCACGCCGUCUCCGGGAAGAAGAAGCGCGUGAUCGCGAUGCUCCUGGUGGUGGCGCUGCUCUUCAUCCUGUCCUGGCUGCCGCUGUGGACGCUGAUGAUGCUGAGCGACUACGCCAGCCUGACCGAGGGCCAGUACCGCGUGAUCAACAUCUACCUGUACCCGCUGGCGCACUGGCUGGCAUUCUUCAACAGCAGCCUCAACCCCAUCGUCUACGGCUUCUUCAACGAGAACUUCCGGCGGGGCUUUCGGGCCGCCUUUAAACUUCAGCUGUGCGCCGUCGUCGCCGAGCACCAGAGGAGCUUUUCCCUCCGCGCCCUGGGGAACGCCGUCCUCCCGUUUCGGCCCGCAGUCGCGGGGAGCUCGGCCUCGGCGAGCAAGGGGAGGAGUCGGGAGGCCUCGAGGGACCGGGCCAGAGACCAGGACCUGAUAGUGGAGGAUCUGUAGAAGGUUUCACAUUUUCCUGAAACCAUCCAUUUUCUGUCCUGUUCCAGGUCGCAGGGAAGCAGAAGUGAAGGCAACAGCAACAAAACUACUGCAUGAAUUGAUUGGUCGGCAGUCAAUCUGGAUCCAGUCAAUCUACUGGUCGUAAAUCAGAUUGGAUUGUUCUCAAAUCAAUCCGAAUUUGUUUAAAAUCAACCUGAAUUGGUCACAAACUCAAUCUGCACAGGUCACCAGUUAGUCCACAAGGCAAAUCGUGUCCAGUCAAUCCAGAAUGGAUUCGGAUUUAGUCAAUCUGGAUCGGUUGCCUGUCGAUCCAAAUCGGUCAGCAGUUUAUCUCUUCUCGGUAAUCCAAGUUAUCUGAACUGUUGGCGAAAAGGCCGGCAAACUCUCUUGGUCGCAAGUCAAUCUGGAUCGGUCGGUCGGUUGGUACCAUAUUAUUUUGGUCAGCUGGUGGGAUCGUGCGAUUGCUGUUACAUACAGUAUGUACCGCGAUAUUGCAAAACCGAAGUCAAUCUGAUGGUUUCGCCUGCUGUUCAUCGCCUUUGCACACUGCGGCUUGUAUCGCAAAAUCCAUCAAGCACUGUUUGUUUACAUUGUGGUGUUUGCUAUUCAAUAUUGUUUGUAUGGUAUAUUCUAUAUAUCGUUACAGAACGCGUAUGCAUAAAUAUAGACGUACUGUCACUAAUAAAGUUUGCCAGUUGGAUCUGUGAUUAGCGUUCCAUUUUUCUUUGUCGGUGGUCGGGAAUUUUCAAUUGCAAUUUGGCAAUCCGUAUUCUGUGUAGUCAAUUCAGAUUGAUUGCCGGUCAGUCUGGAUUAGUCGCCCGUGAUUCUAUUGGUCGUCAGUCAAUCCGGAUGGUCUGGCGCUCUGUUGACUUGUAUCAGUUUUAUCUUGUGGAUUAAUUUAGUCAAUCCAUUUACACAUGAAUCCAGACGACGGUUGUCAACAAUUACGACGAUGUAAAAAAAAAAAAAAAAAAAAAAAUAAUAAUCAAGUGAAGUCUUCCUAUGGACCUAACGAGAGUGCUGGUGGUAAUCCUCCGGGAGGAACCACACGGACGGGGCCGGCGUGUUCUUUAAUGCCAUCCAGUGCAAUUACAGGCGACGCACGGGAAGCGAGACACUUCUCUUCAAGUCCUUUGAGUAUUGUCUUCUCCCGCGGAUUAAGAGUGUCCUCCUGGAUCCGCUAAUCUGCCAUUAGCGCGUCCGCCUACAGCUGUUUAAUGGACGUCUUGCAACAAGACUUUCCAAAUAGCUAAUUGUGCGCCAGUCAACCUUGCACACACGCUUUG